AUGAGAAAAAAGAAAACGAACCUCCUCACAAUACUGAAUCCACUAAUUUCAGCCUUUUUGAGGCUUUACGGAUUGAAACCUCAAACUGUGGAGAUCAAUCCGGGGACGGUGAUCCAUUUCUGGGCACCGUCCCAGGUCGUCGAAAGCUACAAAUACCGUCAGGUUAAACCUGCAACCAAACGUACUUCUACUAUCCUUUGCCGGAACUGGGGUGCUGGCGUGGCUCCCCAAGUUUUCGUGCCGGACCCCCUCCACUUCGGUGGCUCCCGUACUGACUGGUCGCCGAAAUUCCACGCCGACUGCUUGGCAAAGGGCCUAAAAUUGCUCGGCGUGAAGAGCUGCACGGUGGUGGGACGCAGUUACGGCGGGAUUGUCGGGUCGAAGAUGGCAGAAUCGGAUCUCAAGUUGGUAAAGUGUAGGGCUGACAAUACGGGUCACGGCACAACAACAUCACACGAAAACACAUGA
Molecule: messenger RNA, 468 nt
Organism: Morus notabilis
Lineage: Eukaryota; Viridiplantae; Streptophyta; Magnoliopsida; Rosales; Moraceae
Exons: 2
Coding region: 1-468 (155 amino acids)
Source: RefSeq, a predicted model, not a curated record